AUUUUGUCUACUUUCAUCGGUUACCCAGCAACGAUCUCAAUUCCACGGCCUCGUUACCAUUCUGCAACGGAAAGUUUUCCCGCGUUCAAAUUUUGAAAAUGGCGGUCACAAUCACAGAGAAGUGGAUCUGCGAUAAAGUUAAUUUAAAGCAUGAAAAUCUUGAUGAUGUCAAGUCCUUGUCAUUGCCUGGUUCCUAUCAUGAAAAAGUUUCUCAUAUUGGGAAUUCACUUAGAGGUUUCACAAGACUGAAGUUCCUGGAUCUUUCGCGGAAUGACAUUUCUGUGCUGGAUGGUCUUGAUCAUUUGAAUCUGUUGGAAACACUAAAUCUGUAUUAUAAUAGUAUUACCAGUUUGAAAGAACUGUAUAAACUGAGGCACAAUCACAAUUUAAAGGAAAUUGACAUUCGAUUGAACCCAGUAACAAAGAAUGAGCCAGAUUACCGACUGUUUGUCAUUCACAUGCUGCCAACACUCAAAGUCCUAGAUGAUCGAUCUGUCCGAGACAGCGAAAGAAAAGCUGCCUUAUCACAUUUUGACACUGACCAGGCUGCACAAUUUGAAGAAUCACCUCCAGUAUCAAGGCAAAAACAGGGAUCAACCAAAGCUCAAAGGCAUUCUCGAGCCGAUCUCGUCCAGUCUCUAGGUUCAAGACCAUCAGUUCUAGACGAUGAUGAUGUAGCUUUAAUCGACCUCAUGUCACAAGCAGACAUGAGCAAGAAGGCAAAAAGCAAGUAUCAUGCAGAGACUUAUGCGGUUCCAGAACUAAGGCGGCUACCAUCACCACAUGCAGAAAAGUAUGCAAGAAAACAUAGUUCUGAGGAGGAGCUGGCAGCGACGCAGUUCCAGCGAAGGCAGGUUUCAGACACCAAGGCCCGAAAUGAAUAUGCUACACACGAUGUACAGUUUGAUCACCAACCAUUCGUAUCUGCUGGACACUUUACAGCCCAUCCACGAGGUUCUGUGCCGGGCAAAACGAGCUUUUCUGAAUUGGCACAUGAAGAUGGUACCGAUACUGGCCAAUUAGGCUAUGGGAGGAAAGACUCAUCAAGCAAUUCUGUUAUAAAACCGGAAAGAGGCGUUUUGCACUCUCGUGAGUAUCAUAGUCCGUUCUAUGAAGAAAGGAAGAGAGAAGCAGUGCGGGGAACUGACAGCAACCGUAAAAGUCGUAAAGAGAAUGAUAGCAAAGAGUCGUAUGUAAGCAGCAAAGAUUUUGCAGCAGAAGAAUUGAGUCAUGGUUCUCUCCAAUCUCCUAAGGCCGCACUUUCACAAGAAGAAGUUUCCCGUGGAGGAAGACAAGAUUUCUUACAAAACAUUUUGCUGUUGGUCGACAAGUAUUGGAAUGGGUCUGGGUCUUUACAAACCGAUACCAAAUUUCAAGCCACUGCUAUUAAAUUGAUAACUAAGCAUCUAAGAGACAACGGGGAUGCUAACAACAACGUACACGCAGAAAUUUCAAAGCGUGACAGUGAGAUAGAAGACCUUCGCAGCCAACUGAGCCAAAAAGAGGCAGAGAAUGAGCGUUUCAAAAAGAGGCUACACAACGAAGAAGAAAUCCAGCGUACUAUUGAAUUGGCAGAUCAAGAUCUCAGACGUCUUCAAGUCCGCAUAGAAGAGGUUCAAGCAGAGAACAAAGAGUUGAAAGCAAGAACUUACGAUGUUGAUGCCGAAAGAAAAAAUAUGGAAAGGACCAAAUUUGAAAUUGGCGAACUGCGGCGUGUCAAAGAUGCUCUCGAAAGAGAAAACAGAACACUUUCCCAGCAGUGUGAACAGCAGACAACAACGCUGUCUCAACUGCAAGAACUCACUUCAAUGCUACAAGAAAGCCACAGGUCUCUAGUCGUGACAAAUGACCAUCUUCUCCAAGAGUUGGACGAGACAAGACAGAGACACCAGCAAGAAGUUCAGCAGUUGCACUGGAGUUAUGAGCAGCUAAAGAAAACAGCUGAUUGGUUGCCAAGAUCAGUUAAGUAACUCGGAUUUCUGGCAGUAUGCCUUGUAAUUUGUCCCUAAUCGUACUGCGAUUUUCUGUUGUAUAUUUGGUUUUCUAUUUUUAAUUGUAAUAUAUCUUACAGAAAACCACAGUUAUUAUACGUUGUAUCUUAGAAUUUUCGUAAUGGUGAACUAGCCCAGGCCGAACCCCAGCAUCUCCACGCUACAAACCUAGGUGAAACUUGUAUUUUAGCGCUUGCUGGCUAUUUUUUCCAAUAAUAUUGAUUGACAAAACAGUUUAAAACUGCCGUAGUGAUUGAGAGAUUUAUAGCAACGAUCUUCUGAUUAAAAGCUCACUUUCCAUUAAUCUUUCCAACGUGCAAAAAUGCUUUGUUUUGAGAAAAGGUUGCCUAUCCAUUAGAAACACCUCAAUCGUCGCGAAAUCAUUUUUUCCUGAACAAAUCAUGGAUGCGUCAAAUUCGUCCACCUCCUUCAAAAUACAGUAUAUGACGUGUAUUUCCGUGUUUUACACAUUCGCUCUUUUAUGGCAAAUUAAGGCCAGGCCAAAGUUACUAUCCAUCUUUGACUAAACCUGUGCAAAGACUUUCUCAGAGCCUUGGCCAAACUAAUCUGGAUGAUCCCAUACUUUGUUUGUCAAUAUUAGCCUGGGGCUGUUAACUUGAGACAUUUUUCUACUACCUUGCAUUGGUUGUACCCACUUAUGUACACUGUAGCGCUGAAACUCUCGACCAAAUAUUAUAUAACAAGAGCCUUGCUUAUGUUAUUUUCGACAUUUUGAAGAGGGUUGAGCUUAUGCAACUUUCCACCUGUUUCGACUUGGUUUUCACAAACCUGCUGCCCCUUCUAUAAAAUUCUUAAACCUAAGCCUCCCACAGAUCAAUACUGCUUGACAUGAACUUCCGCUAUUAAUGAGAACUAUCACUAAUCUUAAAAACUUUUUGCAUCUAAAACCGUCCAAUAUUGCUAGUACAAGGGAACUAUGACCUUCUGAGAGUUAGAGUCUGGGUAAUUCCUUUACUUACGUAAGCAAGCAAAAUGCACUACACUUACCGUAUUUCCUCUACAGAACGCCGCGGCGUUCAUUACAAAGUCCGACUUUUGAAUGCGGCGUUAAAUAGAAGGCGGCGUUUAAAAGAGGGCAUUCAUUUAUCAGAGAGCUGUGUUUUUCACAAAUUGUUGGAUGAAGGUGCCGGGUUCAAUAGAGGGUGGCGUUCAUUAGAGGAGAUACGGUAAUGAAAUGUUGGUUCUGUGAGCAUUUAAUCAGGCUGUUUCAUUAAACUGUGACAUUACAUUUCUUUAUGUUUUGAAGUGUGUCACUUCUAAAGACCGUUGUCCUUCAAUUUCCUUUUAAAUUUCUUGUGCUGUUUCGAAUGCCAGGCUUUUCUAACGUUUGAACAAUCCAGCUGUAAUAAUGAUGUAAAAUUCAUAUAUAUUGUUGUACACGUAAACAAAAAUUAGCGAGCAGUUGUUUGAAGCAUAAUCAAUAGAAAAAACUCUGGUCUGAAAGCCUAUUGCUCUGUUCUUUUGUUCUCAUCUAGUCUUGGAAAACACUUUUAUUCUAAUCACGUGACCUAAGUAGAAGAACAAGAUGAAACAUUCUCUAACCUCGCAAUAGCAGAUGCAGACAGUUUCGUUAAGCCCAGCGCACACAGGCGACCAAUGUGUUUCAAAAGCAAUAAUAUUUUGGCUUUUGACAAAGUCGCUCAUUUACACGGGUCAGAGACAAAGAUAUUCUCCGUUUCAAAGUCUGUCUUCGCGAUUGAAAUACUUACUUUCAAAAAACCAUUUCUCAACCCGAAAACAGCUGAUAGCUGAUUAAAUGUGGGUGCAAAAAAGUUGAAACUGAUUGAUCUAUUGCUUUUUCAUCUAUCAAAUUUUCGACUAAAUGCCUCUUCGUUGAAUAUAUUUUUGUUCUGUCCUCUUCGUUGACUCUUUCUUAAUUUAUUAAGCCAAAUAAAUAUAUUAUCUCUGGUAAUGGUUCUUGCACAUUGGCGUAGCGGAUGUAAAAGUUUUGGGGGGCCAAGCAUGGAUCUCCCCGAAAAUCGUUUCUUCAUUGAGAUAGAACUGUCCGAAUGGAGCCCGAAAUGUGACAAAUUUUGUCUGAUAAGGGGAGCUGCAACUAUCCCAGCCCAUUUUUCCCCACGCCGAUGUUCUCACAAACAAUAACAUCUUCAGAUUUAAUUUGACGCAUAAAUAAUUGUUUACAGUCGUGUAUUUCUUUUUAUACCGUUUAUCCCGAGUAAGAGUGAUGACUAAAAUGCCUACAGCCCUGAACUGCACAUUAUGAGCUUGCCAUUUUCAUAAUAUCAGCACAGAAUAGAUUGUAAAAUUACCAACAUUCUCGAGAAACAAUCAAAACUCAACACGCAUUCCCUUACUUAGGCCACAUGAUUGCAAUAAACACGAACAAAGGCUUCCAGACCAGAUUUGUUCUAUUGAUUAUGUUUGAAGAGCCUAACUCAAAGUGUUGCCAAUCCAGGCUGGCUAUUGUAUAGUUGCCCCAGUCAUACUGGAAGCCCUCUUAAGGUGCAAACACGGAAGUUCAAGGCAUAAUGAUGUCAAGUUAUUAAAAUGGAAUGAAUUAUCUGAGUCAGGAUGGCUUUAAAACCCUGGUAUAACGCUACGUGCUGCUCCUAUUUCCUUCCCCAGAUUUAUAGUAGCUUAAUUGAAGGGCCACUCUGUUCCAAGAAUUUUUUCUGAGAUUUCUGCAUAAAUUGGUAGCUGGUCAUGAGUCUGGAGCUUACGUAAGUCUAUUUUUUCAAAGUCUCUACUUGUUUUCUUCAUAUAGAUGCGUGAAUUCUGGCAUGGCAAAACGUACCAAAUCUGGUGCGUUGAUUAAGCGUUCGUUUCUAGACAUGAUGGUACCGAUCUGACAGAUUGCUAUAAUUGACAUAAUUGCUAGAAUGAUUAUAUCAUAUAAAUAUAUAAUUCUAAGGUUCAGGUUUACUAUAUCGAAGUUUGGUAUUUUAUCAAAAAGAUUUAUCCUUUUUAACUCUUAUCUGUAUAUGUUUGUUGUCAUAUUGAUGAUUAUUUGAGCUUGUUAUCAAAAUGUUACUUUGUUUGUUCAAGAUUUGUUAACCUAUUAAUUACUACCAGAAUGCAUAGCGUGUGGCAAAACUUGUGACGUAAUAAUGGGAUCGGUCUAUUUCUAAGACAGACCAAUGUUAGCUGGACUUGAUGGUCAACGAACGAAUAACGACCCCCCCCCCCCCAGUAUUGACAAUGUUGCAGCCCUUGACCCUUGUGCAUUAAUUGUAAGGCUGAUGCAGCUCAAGAGAUGCCCGCAUAUCGUAUUAAUAAAUUGGUUGCUAGUGGUGCAUUCAUGAUACAUACUGAUGAUCUAUAGGGAUUUCUCCCUUAUUAUGAGUUUUAAAAACUAAUGUAAACUUACACUUUUGCAUAUUCGAAAAACACUCUUGUAUCUGCCACUAAUUCCCAAAGCAAUACCAAGCGGUCCCUUGGCGUUAAAGAUUACUAUUUAUUAAGAGCAUGGAGGGACUGCUAGCAAAUGCUAUUAAUUCAGAGAUUUUGCACAGUGAUCUUGUCUAAGAUUGCUCAUCGUCGUCUUUGUUUUAUAAAGUAAGCUCAAUCUUGUUGUCCAUUCAUUAAAACAAAAGAAGGAAGGUAGACAGUUUUUUGAGAGUUAGUAAACCCCCUUUUAUGUUGCAUAAAUAGAACAUUUUGAGAGGAUUAUAUUGUUUGAUACCACGGCAUAUUGGGGGAAGAUGGCAAUAGAAAUAGCUACGUAUUUGGAGUGAUCAUGGCGGCAUCUUUGCGUUCAUGCAUUCCAUAUCAUUCAAAUAUGCAUUAAAACCUCACGAAUCGUUACUUUAAAGCCCUGGAAGCUGUGUUGGAUAAACUUG
Messenger RNA from Rhopilema esculentum, 5812 nucleotides. Its product is annotated as centrosomal protein of 72 kDa. The record is from RefSeq and is a predicted model, not a curated record. Lineage: Eukaryota; Metazoa; Cnidaria; Scyphozoa; Rhizostomeae; Rhizostomatidae. Gene Ontology annotation, molecular function: protein binding.